AGAGGUUUGCUAACACAUUCCUUUACAGAUAUUGCAAAGAUGAGCUACUUAUUAUAGUGUGUUCAUUAUAUCCAGUUAGCGUAUUUUGCUUCUGAUAGUCUGGAAUGCAUUAUAAUUUUUGUGCAUCUUGAAGUGGUAAUUUCUCUGAAAGUAAAAUUAGUUGCCUUCAUCCCAAACUGUUAAUUGAUUUUAGACAGAUUUCUGGUUGAUGAAUGAUAUGAAUGAAAAUCAUGAUGUUCUUACAGGAAUUCGGGACGGAGAAGCUGCGGAGGGCAUGGGCCACCACGGAAUCCAACCCCCAUGACAUGGAGGCAUGGAGCUUGAUCAUACGUGAUGCCCAGAAUCGUGCCAUAGACAGUGCUAGACCCAUCUUUGAACGCUUAGUGACCACUUUCCCCACCACGGGGAAGUUCUGGAAGAUGUACAUAGAGCAAGAGAUGAGGUCUUAUAAUUUUGAAAAAGUGGAAAAGGUAUGUUUAACACACUGUUUCAAAUGCUAUCUCUUCACAAUAAAAGCUUGUAUAUUGACUUGUGUAGUUUAUUUUUCAAGCAGUUUUGAGAGCUCGUUAUGUUUCUGGUUAAAUCCCAAGCAGUUCAAAAAGUGCAAGUGAUAUCUAUUGCUGUAAUCUAAAGGGCUUUUUGAGAGUGCAUUGUGUGCGGCUACCAGUGAUUGAAUGAUUUGAAGUCCUUGGUUUGAUCUGAGUGAUGCCAAAAUACUGUAUAUACUUGAAAGAAGUCACUGACCAUCUAUUUAGAUAUUGAAUAUAUAUUGGCCCCUCAAAUACAAUGAUAUCCCCUGUUAGGGACAUGGUGGUGAGCUGGAGUUUCCCUUGAACCAAACCUAUUAGUGGGCUAGACACCGGAGUGGCCAUGGGCAGCCUACUGCUUUAAACUGGAGUGUAGGCUUUGAGGGACCAUUGCUCCAGGACAGUUUUGCAUCUCCUCUCUUCUAGAGAUACUGGAACAGUGACACUUAAUGAUUUCACUGUGAAUCCUGAGGUCCUAUGGCUUUCUGGGUCCUCAUAAUCCAGGGUUGUUGCUCAGAUACUUAUUUUUUUUAGAUCAGGGGUAUUGGGUUGUUUUAGGCAAUGUUAUAGCAUCCUCUUGAUCAACAGAAAUUGCAUAAGUUUAAAGCCUUUCAUAUCUGUGGAUAUAUUAGAAAUUUGUCUAUCUGUUUAUUAUAAUUAUUAUUAUUAUUAUUUGAUAAUGAAAUGCAUUAUCCACUAAAUGAUUAAUUCCUAUAAUCCAGAUGAGGUGACCAAUCAUGUCAUGAAAAUAUUUGGUUCGAGGGUUGGGUGACAUGAACAUACCAUCAUGGGAAAUUUGAUGUCGUGAGCAUUAUGGCUGAAGGCUGUGGUGAUGGAAUGACUCGCCAUAAGUGCACAAAGCUCUUACAGGUUGAUUUAGACUCAUUUGAGAUUUAGGAAAGGCUUGCAUUAUUUUCAUCAAUAAAUGCGUGUAGAAUGUGCUGUCCAUGAGCCAUGACUGGAGGAGUGCCAGCUCCAGGGACGUUGCUGAUUUCUAUUCCGGGCCGCAGUGACUGGCAGUACAGAUUUUAUUACAAGAAAUUGAAUAUUAAAAAAGGACAUAACAAAAUGUUCCUUAUUAUUGUUAUUAUUGUACUGAGUUCUGAGCUACCUAGAGAGAUGAAAUAGUCUGCAAAGAAAAGUCUGUUACCAUCUGGAUAAAGCGAAUCAGAUGACAAAUAAAGACAUUGGAAACUAGCAAAAGAAAAGAGACUAAUAACCCUUAUGCAGAAAGAGAGAACAUUUUAAAGGAGAAGCGAGGAUUCUUGUCACCACACAUGAGUGUUUUUUGGUGCUUGGCCUACAGGCUGCACACCCAUCAGUGUGUCCAGUCAAGAAAGCCUAAUGUCCAUAUUUUGGGCCAUGUGAUAGCAGUGAAGCAUCUAGAUCCAUUGAAUUAAGGGUACUGUAAUAUUUACUUUAAGGCUAGUUAGCGAUCAUCAAAGCAAAUUGCCCAAUAGGGUUCCCAUAGUGAAGACCCAUGAUAUACACAUUCAGAAUGUUAAAAAAAAAAAAAAAAAAAAAAAAUGUAAAUUGCCUUGUAAAAUAUUGCCCUUAAUCUAUGCAUGGGCAUGUGUGCAUUUAUUGCAUGAGAGAAUGAAUGAAAAUGAUAGGUGAAUAGAGAUUGAAGCUAGGUAUUUAAGAUAAGUGUGCUUGUGAAUAAUUAGAAACUCAUUAUAAAGAAAGAAAAAUACUGUAUGAACUUUGAAUGUGCAUUUGCAUGUGGAAUAAAUGCCUCGUGUUUUAUUGCUUGAUGGAUGUGAAAACAUGAUGAGCUCAUUCAAAGCUGCUUAUGUUGUUUUAUUCUUAUUAUUAAAUGAUUUUGAUUACAGGUAAUUUUAAAAAGAUGUACCGGGUUUAAGUAUAAGAUGGGUAAGGUGUAGGGAUAUAGCAAUAAAUGUGUAACAGGAACAUCCUCGUGUUUUAAUGCGUUUUUAUUGUAUGCUGUUACUCUUUGAAUUGUACAUAUGAAUAUUGUUUUAUGCCAGUACUAUGUGGAUAAUAAAGAAGGGUGAAUCCU
Messenger RNA from Penaeus vannamei (Pacific white shrimp), 2547 nucleotides. Lineage: Eukaryota; Metazoa; Arthropoda; Malacostraca; Decapoda; Penaeidae. The record is from RefSeq and is a predicted model, not a curated record.